AUGUAUACCAGAAAAUCUGUUUCUUUCAUCUCGAUCGCAUUGGGCCUUAUUCUCAUUGGAUUUAUUCUUUCGACUUCUGCAAGUCCUCUACCUGGAAGAAAGCUUUCCAAAGCUCAAUUAUUAAAACGUUAUUACGACGACGAUGAUUGCGAUGACGACUAUCCAUACGGCGGCUAUGGUGGCCGCUAUGGUGGCGGCUAUUAUGGCGGUAGACCAUAUCAUCAUCUUCACGAAAACAACUUCGAUAAAGAUGAUGAUUACACACAUGCCCAUCAUCAUCUUAAUAGGUUUAAUAAGGAUAGAGAUGAUGGCUAUCGCUACUAA
Messenger RNA from Dentiscutata erythropus, 324 nucleotides. The record is from the annotation of a GenBank genome assembly. NCBI's taxonomy places the organism in Eukaryota, Fungi, Glomeromycota, Glomeromycetes, Diversisporales, Gigasporaceae.